This is a messenger RNA of Pangasianodon hypophthalmus (striped catfish), 2211 nucleotides long. RefSeq names its product homeobox protein HMX3-A. Lineage: Eukaryota; Metazoa; Chordata; Actinopteri; Siluriformes; Pangasiidae. The record is from RefSeq and is a predicted model, not a curated record. Gene Ontology annotation, biological process: regulation of transcription by RNA polymerase II. The transcript is spliced from 2 exons. The coding region runs from base 260 to 1378 and encodes 372 amino acids. Gene Ontology annotation, cellular component: nucleus. Gene Ontology annotation, molecular function: DNA-binding transcription factor activity, RNA polymerase II-specific; RNA polymerase II transcription regulatory region sequence-specific DNA binding.
UCUCUCUCCCUCUCUCUCUCUCUCUCUCUCUCUCCGUCUUGUUGGACUCCCCUCGCGCUCUGAACAUGACCCGAGACUUCGCCAUUUUUUCCUCUCUCAUUCCUCUCUGCGUCUUUUAACGAUCCCAGGACGUUUUUUUUUACCGGACUUUAAAAAACAAAACAAAAAAACAAAACAACAACAAACACAAGCUCGCGAGCAGAAACUCCUCUAAACACAGAUCGCUCCUCCUGUCCGCGACUCUUCCUCCGCAGUCGUCAUGCCGGAGCCGCGCGGUUCUCCCGCAGAUUCUCCGUUCUCCAUCCGGAACCUGCUGAGCUGCGACACGAAGCCCAAACCGGCGGCCAAACCCGCGAGACCGGAAGCAGGAUUCGGGGUCGGAGUCGGGGUCGGGGUCGGGGUCGGUCUCGGGUUGGGACUCGGCUUCGGGGACUUCAGCUUGGCUCGGCUCGAGCUCCUCAACCCGCACCGGUUAGCGCUGCCCGCCUACCUGGAGCGCGCGAGCUGGUAUCCACCGCACGCGCUCACCGGAGCUUCCGCACACCUGUACAGCACCGCAGAUAAAAGCAGCACGUGCUCAGAGAGAGACUCCCCGGAGUUCCGGUCCGACCCGGAAACUAAGGAAGAGCACGAUGAUGAUGAGGAUGAGGAGGAGGAAGAAGAGUGCGCGAGGAGCGGAGAGGAGGAAAUCGAGGACACGGACGCGGAAGAGCGAAAGAGAGACGCGGCGCGUGAGAGAGAAGAAGAUGAAGAUGAAGAGGAGGAGGAAUGGAAACGGAGCGCGCGGGUGACACCGACGGCGACGGCGAUGGCGCUGGCGGAAGCGGACGAGGAGGAUGAGGAGAAGAAAGCGGGCCACCGGAAGAAGAAGACGCGCACGGUGUUCUCGCGCAGCCAGGUGUUCCAGCUGGAGUCCACGUUCGACGUGAAGCGCUACCUGAGCAGCUCGGAGCGCGCGGGCCUCGCCGCCUCUCUGCGCCUCACCGAGACUCAGGUGAAGAUCUGGUUCCAGAACCGCAGGAACAAGUGGAAGCGGCAGAUCGCCGCCGAGCUCGAGGCCGCGAGCCUGCAGCAGCACCACCUUCAUCACCACCACCAUCACCAUCACCAGCAUCCUCUUCAUCAGCAGCACCAGCAGCGGAUCGUGCGCGUGCCCGUGCUCUAUCACGAGAGCGCGGCGGCGGCGGCGGCGGCGGCUGCAGCGGCUGCGGCGGCGGCCUCCUCCUCUUCCUCCUCGUCGGAGAGCGCGAGCCCUCAUCACACCAGCGCCAGCACCAUCACGACCAGCGCGAGCACCACCACGCCCACGCCGCUCCUCGCCUUCCCGCACGCGCUCUAUUACCCGCAGCCGCACUUACCGCUGCUCAGACGCACGUAGACUUUAUUUAACUGAAAUUACACUCAAAUAUUAAACCAACAACAACAACAAAUUAAAGACUGAAAUACAGAUUUUUUAAAUGAGAAAAUAUAAACUGAUAGAGAAAUUAUUUUUCUAAGAUACAAACGAGUUUUUUCUUUUUUCUUUUUUUCUUUUUUUGGCACGAAACGAUUAAUGGACAACAUUUAAAUCUUUUUAUUUUAUUUUAUUUUAUGUCACUUAAUUUUCGGUCCAUUUGAAAAAAAAAAAAAAUCCAAGCAGAGGAUACAUUUAGAUGAGGCUAAGCAUUAUUAUUAUUAUUAUUAUUAUUAUUAUUAUUAUUAUUAUUAUUAUUAUUAGUGACGACAACAACAACAACAACAACAAUAAUAAUAAUAAUAAUGAUAAUAAUCCUUCGUCUCAUCUGUAAAAAGCAGUUGACUGUUUACAUAAUGGUUUUCUAGCUAUAUAUACCUAUAUAUACUGUGUGUGUGUGUGUGUGUGUGUGUGUGUGUACAUGCGCGAGUGCAAUAUCGCAGGGACUGUGUGUUUCUGAAUCUCUUCUAAACAUAUGUUCAGUAAAAUGUCACUCAAUGGACAAUCACAUUAAAAAAAACUCUACAUUUCCAUCUGCAUUAACAUACAUAUAUAUAAACAAACAAACAAAAAAAAAGAAUAAUAAUAAUAAUAAUAAUGAUAAUAAAAACCGGAAAUGGCGUUGAAAUCUUUCUUUGAGCUGAGCUGUGGAUGUACAUUUGAAAGAAGUGCAGUGUGCUUUGUACAGAGAGAUGGAGAAUCUUUUUCAUAUUGUACCGCUGAUUCCUGUUGUGAAAUAAAUAAAUGUUAUAAAGCUG